Messenger RNA from Bufo bufo (common toad), 2500 nucleotides. It is a transcript of the gene ASPG, whose product is annotated as asparaginase. Bases 168 to 2123 code for a protein of 651 amino acids. Gene Ontology annotation, molecular function: protein binding; asparaginase activity. The record is from RefSeq and is a predicted model, not a curated record. Gene Ontology annotation, biological process: amino acid metabolic process. The transcript has 16 exons. Lineage: Eukaryota; Metazoa; Chordata; Amphibia; Anura; Bufonidae.
UCCUGUCAGCUGCACCUACCACAGUAGACGAUAAGGAGUCGCUCACUCCCCCUCCCUCCUGGUCGUCAGUGGCUCCUUCCCGGGGCCGUGUCUUGUGUGGGAGGGUUAGUUUACUCCACACGUGGGGGGAGUUUCCUCUCGCCCUCACAGUUAUCAGCAGCGGUAGCAUGGCGGAGAAGGACAGAGCGGGCAUCAUCUCCCCUCACACGCCGGUGUCCCGGCUCUCCAAGGCCCUGUCACACACCCACCUGGACGUGCUGGACCAAGAAGCAUCAGCCAUGCAGCCCCCGCGACCACCAGGCCCACCCAGCAGCAGCCGCAAGAGGAAGCUGUCCAAGAGCCAGAGCCUGUCCGGGUCCCAGGAGAGCCUGAGCAGCAUAGUGAGCGAGGCCCGGGUGCUGGUGGUGAACACCGGGGGCACCAUCGGCAUGAUGUACCACAACGAAGUUUUGGCCCCUCAGGCUAAUGCUUUCGCCAAGUCCCUGAAGAAGCUUCCCAUCCUACACGAUGAGCAGUAUGCCCGGGAGACCAAGCUCUACGACUUCCACGAUUUUCCUGAAAAUACCUUGGUUCUCCCUCUUUCCAAGCAGAAUAAACGUAUUGUGUACACCGUACUGGAGUAUUCCCCACUUCUCGACUCCUGUAAUAUGACCACGGACGACUGGGCCAAAAUCGCCAAGGACAUCGAGAAAUACUAUGAGCAUUACGAUGGCUUCGUCGUCCUUCACGGGACAGACACUAUGGCUUACACUGCCUCUGCUUUGUCCUUUAUGUGUGAGAACUUGGGGAAAACCAUUGUGCUGACCGGAUCCCAGGUUCCUAUCUAUGAGAUGCGGAACGAUGGUCGUGAUAACCUGCUGGGGGCGCUGUUGAUUGCUGGCCAGUUUGUUAUUCCAGAGGUGUGUCUGUAUUUUCAUCACAAGCUCUACAGGGGAAACCGGGUGACUAAGGUGGAUGCUGGAAGUUUCAAUGCGUUCGCAUCUCCUAACUUGCCUCCACUUGCCAACGCCGAAGUUGAUAUUACAAUUAAUUGGGAGACGGUUUGGAGAGCAAACACUACGAAGAAGUUCCACGUGCACACAGACAUGAACAGAAAUGUGGGUCUGCUCCGAAUAUUUCCCGGAAUCACCGCCGCCACCGUAAAAGCUUUUCUUCAGCCCCCCAUGGAGGGCAUUGUGCUCGAGACCUACGGCACUGGAAAUGCCCCCAACUGUCGAAUUGAUUUACUUCAAGAACUGAAGGCCGCUACAGACCGCGGCGUGGCGAUUAUCAACUGCACGCAGUGUUUACGGGGCUCCGUCUCUGAGUCUUACGCAACUGGAAAGUCUCUUACGGUGGUCGGAGUGAUUCCUGGAGGCGAUUUGACUCCAGAAGCUGCUCUGGUGAAGUUGUCCUAUGUUCUUGGCAAAACUCACCUCCCACUGGAGCAGAAGACCCAGAUGCUGUUUGAGAACCUCAGGGGUGAGAUGACCGCCAGUGCAACCGGAGCCAAAAUUUCCCUGAGAGACAGCAAGUUCAUUCAGGUUGUCGCCAGGUCUGUUGGUGUGAGCUGCAAGGAGGAGUUGGAGGCUGUCCGAGACGCGCUCACUCCUGCCCUGGCCUGUGCGGCUGCUAAAACUGGAGACAUUGAUGCCCUGGAAGCAAUAAGGGACAUGGGAGCUAACCUGAGCAGUGAAGACUAUGAUGGAAGGACACCACUACAUGUCGCUUGCUGUGAGGGACAUUAUCACGCGGUUCAGUACCUUCUGAAUAAUGGAGCUACAGUUUACGCCAAGGACCGUUGUGGAGACACACCAUUGAUGAAUGCAGUAAAGUUCAGACAUAUCGAGGUGAUAAAGUUGUUACGUCAGACGGGCGCUCAUCUGUCCUGGGAAGAGCUGGAGCACAGUGGCACUGAACUAUGCAGCCUGGCGUCCAUUGGAGAUGUGGAAGGGUUAAUUGCCUGGGACAUGGCCGGGGUGGACAUGGACCAAGCUGGUUAUGAUGGGCAGACUCCAUAUCAAGUUGCUGAAGCUGCGGGCAAUGAAGAAGUCUUGGAAUUUUUUCAUCAGAAGAGAGGACCGGUAAGAUUUUCCUCAAUGGCAGCACAAGUGACAAAGAAAGCUAGCUGCCUGCGUAAUUGAAGAAAUCCGGCAUUUCAGACAUUUUGGUGGCAGAUUGUAGUCCUAUUCCUAAGCACAUUGGGGGAAAUGUAUCAUCUCACUGGAAAAAUGUAAAAACUGAACAAAUGUGGUGUGUCUGCACUGCCCUUGCCACUUUCUGAAAAACAGGGGUGGCGGGGCCAGUGGGUUUGCCACAUUUAUCUUCAUUUGCACCUAUUUUAUAGGUGCCCGUUGAGUUAUGACAUAUCAUUUCUUGGGCUACUAGGAAUCCAGCAGGCGGUUCCAUCGCUGGAUCUGUCAAAACGUAUGCAAACUGAUGGCAUUUCUCAGACGGAUCAGGAUCCUGAUCCAUAUGACAAAUGCAUUAAAAUACCGGAUCCGUCUCUCCGGUGUCAUCC